AUGUUACAUAGUGCAAAUCCCUUAUCAAGUCUACAUCAUGGUCCAGAUUCUCCAGCGAGCGCUUCACAAUCGGAUAUAUUACUCGGUGAUAUGGAGUCUAAUUUUGAAUUGAUUCGAGAUCAAAUGCGCCGAAUGGAAGAACGUGUAGAAGGUCUAAAAAUCAACAGAAAUACUGAAAGUGAAACGCGCUUAGAUCGUUUACGUGAAGAGAAUGCUCGUUUAACUGCACAAAUCACUGUUUUAGAAGAACGUCUUAAAGAGGCUGAUGCAAGGUCGAGCCGUGUAUUAGAAGCUGAACGACAGCAUAUGCAAUCAAUUUUGUCACGCUCUUCGCGAGAACAUACUCAAGAAUCAGAAACGUUACGUGCUCGGAUUAUUUCUUUAGAAAGUGAAUGUUCCGAAUUACGUGUUCAGUCAGCUCGUAUCAAAGCAGACAACCAAACGUAUAUUAUUGAUCUUCGAAGAACCAAUGAACAAUUAACUGAAUCACAAGAACAAGCACGUAGUUUUCAAGAAGAAUUAAAAUCAUUAACGACUAAACAUACUAGAGAAAUGGAAGUUCUUCGAAAAGAUCGUGAUCAUGCGGUACAUGUAUUAGAAGAGCUGAAUGGUUCUAUGGGUGGUAAACGAAGAAGUCGAGUCGGUUCAGGUUCAGGUACACUUACAGCAGCCGCAGCUAGCACUGGUUCAACUGAAGUGUUAGCACGUUAUCAAGAGGUUCAAGAAAUUGUUCGUCGACUAACUGCUGAAAAUAAAAUAUUACGACAACAAGUGGAAGAAGCUCAAGAAGAAUUACUUACACAAUCACUUCAACAAGGUCAAAGCUUAAUACGUUCAUCAGAGAAAAGUUGGGCUUCUGAAAUAGAUAAUUGUACUAAAGAAGAGGUAUGGUUCUAAUUAAUUUUUUAUUGGAUUUGGAUUUAUACGUAUAUAUAAACCUAGUUUACUCAUAUGUAAAAGUUCAAUGUGGCUAUAAAUGGAAUCGUGGAGUUUGAACGUCAACACUAGGAUACAGGUACAUUCGGUUGACGAGGUUGAAAUUAGACGAAACUCACUGUCUGAAUUCUACUGCUAGUCACUAUCCAACUGUGCCCCCAAAAUGCUUGUGAAUAGUCCGACCAGUAUGUGCAUAUACUAAAAGAAACUGAUCAGUUGCAAUCCUUAACUCAGACAACUGAAUUUUAACCAAACUUUUUCUGAAAGAAACUAAUUUACCUAAUACAAUCUUGUGUACUCAGUUUUGAACAACAUUUGUUUAUAUGAUGGUUGGUAAAGUAUGUGGUGUGCGUAUCUGUGUGUAUGGGAGUCGAAACUACAACCUGUUGUCGAAUUAUUAUCCAAAGAGAAAUAUGCAAAUGAACAACUGCGUAAAUAUAUUGACGAUUUAAUUACACGAAUUAUUGAACGACAUCCAUCAUUGUUGGAGAUUGCAAGUGGAGGGGGUGGAUCAUAGAUUCAUGCUGUCUAUGAGUGUUUGCCGGUCCAUCCAACUAACUAACUGAUUUACUUAUUACUUGGAUAAAACUAUACAUAUACAACUUUGUAAAAGAGAUAUUUUCUAUUUACUUAUAU
This is a messenger RNA of Schistosoma guineensis, 1572 nucleotides long. The record is from the annotation of a GenBank genome assembly. NCBI's taxonomy places the organism in Eukaryota, Metazoa, Platyhelminthes, Trematoda, Strigeidida, Schistosomatidae.